This is a messenger RNA of Saimiri boliviensis boliviensis (Bolivian squirrel monkey), 3721 nucleotides long. Lineage: Eukaryota; Metazoa; Chordata; Mammalia; Primates; Cebidae. The record is from RefSeq and is a predicted model, not a curated record.
CCCCACUGGUCCGGCCCGAGGGACAAGGGGCAAGAAGUGGUUUCCCGAGAAAGCGGCCGAAGGCCAUUCGGUUCCUGGGUCUUCCCAGCUCGCAGAGACCCGGAGACGCCGCCCGGCCACCUGGCCCUCUUCAGAUCCCCCGGCACGGAGGAGCAGCGAGAGGGCCGCGUCCAGGCCGGCGUUCACGUUAGCUUCGGCGAGUUGAGCGCUUUUGCUCCUCCCAGAAGGCGGCCUCGGGUCCCGGGCCCAGCCUUGCCCUGGAGGCGUUCAGGCGGCGCCCGGCCGGGUUCCCAGCCGCCUGGGCUCGCCCAUAGGCCCAGAGCGCCACGGCCCGCCUAGGCCAGACCGGCGCGGAACCGGGGGCGGAGCCAGCGGGUUCGCGCCAAAAUAGCGUAGCUGGUCCUUCCCCCGCGGGCUACGUCGCGCCCUCUUUUUUUUUUCAAACCCGGAGCUGGACGGGGAUUGGUGGACUGGGAAAUCACGUGGUUAACGGUCGCGGGAAGCCGCGGAGCCCGAACCUGAGACUGGACCUGAGGAGACCUCAGCUUCGGUGCUCGGGCCGCCCCUCCUCAGCCGGACUGUCCGCGCCGCCGUCGCCGCCACCGCCACCGCCCGCAGCCCGAGUGCCCGGGAGCCGCGGCUACUCGCCGCGAAGAGACGCCGCGGCCGGGCGCGCCUAGCUGCACGUGGCGGACCCGCCCCCUGUCCCGCCGUGUCCCGGACCCCGCGGGCCUCCGCUCUCCAGUCCUCGGCCCCGGCCCCAGGGCCGCGAUGAGCUUCCUGAGCCGCCAGCAGCCGCCGCCGCCCCGCCGCGCCGGGGCCGCCUGCGCCUUGCGGCAGAAGCUGAUCUUCUCGCCCUGCAGCGACUUUGAGGAAGAAGAGGAAGAGGAGGAGGAGGAGGGCAGCGGCCACAGCACCGGGGAGGACUCGGCCUUCCAGGAGCCCGACUCGCCGCUGCCGCCUGCGCGGAGCCCCAUGGAGCCUGGGCCCGAGCGCCGCCGCUCGCCCGGCCCGGCCCCAGGGAGCCCCGGCGAGCUGGAGGAGGACCUGCUGCUGCCCGGCGCCUGCCGGGGCGCGGACGAGGCGGGCGGCGGGGCGGAGGGCGACUCGUGGGAGGAGGAGGGCUUCGGCUCCUCGUCGCCGGUCAAGUCGCCGGCGGCCCCCUACUUCCUGGGCAGCUCGUUCUCGCCCGUGCUCUGCGGCGGCCCGGGGGAUGCGUCGCCGCGGAGCUGCGGGGCGCGCCAGGGCCCCUGCUCGCCGCGGCCCGACCACCCGGGCACCCCGCCGCACAAGACCUUCCGCAAGCUGCGGCUCUUCGACACCCCGCACACGCCCAAGAGUUUGCUCUCCAAAGCUCGAGGAAUUGAUUCCAGCUCUGUUAAACUCCGGGGUAGUUCUCUCUUCAUGGAUACAGAAAAAUCAGGAAAAAGGGAAUUUGAUGUGCGACAGACUCCUCAAGUGAAUAUUAAUCCUUUUACUCCGGAUUCUGUGUUGCUUCAUUCCUCAGGACAGUGUCGUCGUAGAAAGAGAACAUACUGGAAUGAUUCCUGUGGUGAAGAUAUGGAAGCCAGUGAUUAUGAGCUUGAAGAUGAAACAAGACCUGCUAAGAGAAUUACAAUUACUGAAAGCAAUAUGAAGUCCCGGUAUACAACAGAAUUUCAUGAGCUAGAGAAAAUUGGCUCUGGAGAAUUUGGUUCUGUAUUUAAGUGUGUGAAGAGGCUGGAUGGAUGCAUUUAUGCCAUUAAGCGAUCAAAAAAGCCACUGGCUGGCUCUGUUGAUGAGCAGAACGCUUUGAGAGAAGUAUAUGCUCAUGCAGUUCUUGGACAGCAUUCUCAUGUAGUUCGAUAUUUCUCUGCAUGGGCAGAAGAUGAUCAUAUGCUUAUACAGAAUGAAUACUGUAAUGGUAAUAUUUUCAUAUCUCGAACCUCAAUCCCAAAUGCUGCCUCUGAAGAAGGAGAUGAAGAUGACUGGGCAUCCAACAAAGUUAUAUUUAAAAUAGGUGAUCUUGGGCAUGUAACAAGGAUCUCCAGUCCACAAGUUGAAGAGGGUGAUAGUCGUUUUCUUGCAAAUGAAGUUUUACAGGAGAAUUAUACCCAUCUACCAAAAGCAGAUAUUUUUGCGCUUGCCCUCACAGUGGUAUGUGCUGCUGGUGCUGAACCUCUUCCCAGAAAUGGAGAUCAAUGGCAUGAAAUCAGACAGGGUAGAUUACCUCGGAUACCACAAGUGCUUUCCCAAGAAUUUACAGAGUUGCUGAAAGUUAUGAUUCAUCCAGAUCCAGAGAGAAGACCUUCAGCAACGGCACUGGUAAAACAUUCAGUGUUGCUAUCCGCUUCUAGAAAGAGUGCAGAGCAGUUACGCAUAGAACUGAAUGCCGAAAAGUUCAAAAAUUCACUUUUACAGAAAGAACUCAAGAAAGCACAGAUGGCAAAAGCUGCAGCUGAGGAAAGAGCGCUCUUCACUGACCGGAUGGCCACUAGGUCCACCACCCAGAGUAAUAGAACAUCUCGGCUUAUUGGAAAGAAAAUGAACCGCUCUGUCAGCCUAACUAUAUACUGAGCUACUCAUUUCCCACCUCCCCCUAUAAACUGUGAUGAGAGGAAGCUAGGUUGGAAUCACUGAUAGAAUUCAGUUUGCAAUUACUUUUCUCAAUUGGUGUCAGUAGUUUUACUGAUUAGGACUUUUAUUGUGAAUUACAGUUGAAAGCUGUAUUUUGACCAUUGCUGUGUUAGGCUUUCAUCUAAUCUUACCAGUCUGUCUUCUGUAGGAUGUGUCACUGUUGGAUGUUACACCAGCCUUUCCAGGGUUAACCACUGUGGUGGUGUGCUGCUUAUAGUUUGCUGUUGCAUUGUAAUAAAAGGUGUCUUUCCCUGUAGUGACCUGUAAAAAGUACUCAAGGGCUUUAUUACAGACAUACUCUCCCUUUGAAAAGGGACUUGCUAAAAGACUCAUUACUACUCAGCCUUCAAUGUACCUGUGUGUCCCUCUUAUAUUUCUUUUUUUUUUUUAAUUGUGAAUUAUACUUGUAUAUCCCACUGGGAGCACUUUGUAGGCAUUGCAUGAACCAUGGGAUGAUAAUUCUGUGGAAGUAUUGCCUUGUGAAUUUGCUGCUAUUUUAGUUUUGUCUUUGCUGUAAACUUGUAGCAUUAAACAAUCAUUGUUGUGAAUAGGUUUUCUUUUCGAAACAAUUAUGUGAAAUGUAUAGCUGGUUUUGAUGAAAAGCAGCUAUUUGCCUUUUUUUUUUUCCAUUGAACUUUGAAGCUAGUGCAUUGGAAAAAUGCACCCUUACCCCUCUUUGGAAUGCUGUAUUAAUGUAGUAUGAUAAUUACUGGUUUUGUAACUUUUUCUGGUAAUGUCCUUCCCUGACUCUUUUAAAAUGUCUUCCCCCAAGUUUUGUACUUGAUUGUAUUGUUAGUCUGUUUUUAAAUGUUUCGCCUGGUUUCUCUUCAAUUAUUUGUGUAUAUAAACUGAUCUUGAUGAUACUGUACAUAGCUGUUUGAAAUGCCAGAAUGACUUCUGACAUUCCAAGUUUUUCACAAAAUAUAUUUUAUCUGUGAUUAGCCAUUUGACUAAUAAUACUGGCUAACAGAUGUUGAAAAAAAUUGUCUAUUGUUUGUCUCAUUAAUUUUGGUCUAAAACAUGUUUGCACUUGUCUUUGACUUGUGUUUUAUUAACAUGGAUUGGCAUAUUAAAAGUCACUCUGAGCUUACCUUAAUUGUCUAAA